GGUAGCGGCCAAGUAGAAGCUCCAACCCACUUCACGAAUAUAAGUUACCAUUAAAGAGCAGAGCACCCCACCACGGGUGCUCUAAACCAGAGAUAUCCAUGAAAGCAGUCUCCGGGAGUCGCUUCCUUCUGUUACUUCUCAUCGCAAAUGUAUCCUUCUUCAGCUUCCUCUAUGCUUCAGAGCAACAGUACAUCUCAGCGUUAGGGGACCCAGGAAUGCAAAGGGAUGGAUUGAGAGUAGCUUUCGAAAGCUGGAACUUCUGCAAUGAAGUUGGUAAAGAAGCUCCUGGGAUGGGAAGCCCGAGAGCUGCUGAUUGUUUUGAUCUGCAAUCAAGUUCUUCAUUGAAGCAUAGAGUGACCGACGCUGAUAACCAACUGGGUGUGGGAAAACCAUUCCCGGGUGUGAGUUCAAAUGCUCUGAACAAUCCAGAUCUAUAUGCAGUGGAGAAAGAACAGUAUCUGGGUUCUUUAUGUGAAGUUGCAGAUGCCGACAAUCCAUGGCAGUUUUGGAUGGUGAUGUUGAAAAAUGGUAACUAUGAUACAAUGUCUGGAUUGUGUCCACGAAAUGGGAAAAAGGAGAAGGCUUUUAAGGGGGGAAAAUUCCCCUGCUUUGGUGAUGGGUGCAUGAACCAACCUAUCCUAUAUCGUCAACAAACGGAAUUAUCAGGAAUUGGUGAGAUGAGAGGGAAUUUCAGUGGUACUUACGAUCUGGGUUCUGAUAUCCGAAAUGGGAUAGCUGGGAUCUCGUAUUUUCAGGUAGUUUGGGAGAAAAAAGUCGGAACUGGGAGCUGGACUUUCAGACAUAAGCUCAAGACAUCAAAGAAAUAUCCCUGGCUAAUGCUUUAUCUCAGAGCUGAUGCAACCAACGGUUUCUCCGGUGGAUACCAUUAUGACACAAGAGGAAUGCUGAAAACUCUCCCAGAAUCACCCAAUUUCAAGGUCAAACUUUCUUUGGAUGUGAAGCAAGGGGGAGGCCCAAAGAGCCAAUUCUACCUCAUAGACAUUGGCAGCUGCUGGAAGAAUAGUGGUGCUUCCUGUGAUGGAGAUGUGCUCACAGAUGUUACCAGAUAUAGUGAAAUGAUCAUCAACCCUGAAACACAAGCAUGGUGCAGCCCCACAAGUUUGGUCAAUUGUCCACCAUUUCAUAUCACCCCAAACAACAAAAAGAUUUACAGGAACGACACUGCAAACUUCCCAUAUGCAGCUUAUCACUACUAUUGCGCUCCUGGAAAUGCUCUCCACUUGGAGCAGCCUGUCAGUCUCUGUGAUCCUUACAGCAAUCCUCAGGCACAAGAACUGGUGCAGAUACUUCCCCAUCCAAUAUGGGCAGCAUAUGGGUAUCCAACGAAACCAGGGGAAGGGUGGGUUGGGGAUCCCAGGACUUGGGAGCUUGAUGUCGGAGGACUUUCCAGCAGACUCUACUUCUAUCAGGAUCCAGGUACCCCUCCUGCUAGAAGAAUAUGGACUUCAGUGGAUGUGGGAACAGAAAUAUAUAUCAGUGACAAAGAUGAGAUGGCUGAGUGGGUUCUCAGCGACUUCAAUGUUCUCCUGGCAUCAGCAGCAUCGUAAUCCAAGUUUUAUGUAUUUUCCAGAUGUAAUGGAGCUUCACUAAGGUCCAGACGAGGGGCACAAGAACCCAUCUUUCUAUGCUGUAUUUUAAUUUUUAAACAGAAAAUUGCAACAAACAGUUACCUGAUAAGAAGCUAAAAAAGCCCAAAGGGUUGGCUUCUUCAUCCUUGAGGAUUGUGGUCAUCAUAUAACUGACAUUAUGCUAUUCCAAAUAUCAGGAAACCAAGAACCUGAUAAAUCAAUUUUUUAAUUUUCAUA
This is a messenger RNA of Macadamia integrifolia, 1826 nucleotides long. RefSeq lists its product as uncharacterized. The record is from RefSeq and is a predicted model, not a curated record. The transcript has 4 exons. NCBI's taxonomy places the organism in Eukaryota, Viridiplantae, Streptophyta, Magnoliopsida, Proteales, Proteaceae. Bases 99 to 1568 code for a protein of 489 amino acids.